UGGAGCGGAGGAGUCGAGCCCCAGAGCCCCCCGAGAGGGGCUCAGGAUCUCGCUCGAGCUGGAGGGAGGGAAGGCGGGAGACGCUGGGUCGCCGUGUGUUUGUGUUCCUGGAAGGUUGUGGUGUUAUAGCCCCUGAUCCUUGAAGUCCUUAAUCAGUAAGAGUUGGUAACAGGCCAGACUAGAAGUUCAGGCAAGGCUUUGUUGGAGCUUAUGGUGCAGCAGGAGGGAGCGAAAACAAGCAACAGGCGCCCUUCCUAGCUCGUCUUGACGGGUGAGGGUGGGCGCGGGUCCAGGGGUCAUGCCAGAGUGAUGAGUUGGGUGGUCUGCCCGCCCUCUGGGUGUUGCAGUGUGCAGGGAUCAUGCCUGGCACCCAGCUUUUGCUCCGUGCACCUCAGAAGUAGCAGUGUAGUUUAUGACUUUUUGUUGUUUAUAAUUUGCUCCAGCUGGGCAAGUGCACAGUUAUUUUUAGUCCCACAUAGUUUCUGGGUAUUCUGUUGCUGGAGGAGACAUUUGUCCAAGUGCAGGCGUUGCCGCAAAGGGCCGCAGCUCCCAGUCUGUCUUAUCAGCACCACCUUAAGUAUAUAACACAGAAUCCCGGGUUCUUGACGGUGGAAGGAACCCUGGUGGGCUGGUCUGACCGCUGUCUGGUGGCUACAUAGAUGCCUUGCCCACCAACUUGGUCUCAGUGUCACAGCAGUCAUACCAGCUUUUUCUGUGUACCACAUGCUUUAAGCUACCCUGUGAGAGGGGUCCAGUGUGAUGCCACAAAGACUUGGGGCCUUGAUCAAGAGCACCCAGCCGCCUGGGAAUCGUGCUGGAGCUAAGGCCGGGCCGUGACCCAGCCUCUCCAACGCUUGGCAGAGCUAACCAAGACAGGGCUGGAACAACUGUGCUUCUACCUGAUGGUGUCGGGGCCACGGGAGAGGAGACCCAGCUGUGCCACGACCGUGGCUACCUGGUGACCCAGGAUGAGCUGGACCAGACACUGGAGGAGUUCAAGGCCCAGUUUGGGGACAAGCCCAGUGAAGGGCGUCCGAGGCGCACGGACCUCACGGUGCUAGUGGCGCACAACGAUGACCCCACCGACCAGAUGUUCGUCUUCUUCCCAGAGGAGCCCAAGGUGGGCAUCAAGACCAUCAAGGUGUACUGUCAGCGCAUGCAGGAAGAGAACAUCACGCGUGCCCUCAUUGUGGUGCAGCAGGGCAUGACGCCCUCUGCCAAGCAGUCCCUGGUUGACAUGGCACCCAAGUACAUCUUGGAGCAGUUUCUGCAGCAGGAGUUGCUCAUCAACAUCACAGAGCACGAGCUGGUCCCAGAGCAUGUGGUCAUGACCAAGGAAGAGGUGACGGAGCUGCUGGCCCGGUAUAAACUCCGAGAGAACCAGCUGCCCAGGAUCCAGGCAGGAGACCCUGUGGCGCGGUACUUUGGGAUAAAGCGCGGACAGGUGGUGAAGAUCAUCCGGCCGAGCGAGACUGCGGGCAGGUACAUCACCUACCGGCUGGUACAGUAGCUGCCUGUGGACAGACAGCUGGCGUCGAGGGGCCAGGCAGUGGCAUUCAUCCCACUCCUGUGAGCGCGCCCCACCACUUCCGUCUCUGGAGGCAGCCCCAGUUCCGGCCUGGUUGUGCCCAGCUUCUGUGACGAUCAGUCACAGAUCACAUGAUUAACUGCCUGUUUCUCUCCCAGCAUGUCCCCUGGGGGACAGAGAGACGGUCGUGACCACCCCCUCACUCCACCCCACCCCCGCCACUCCUGGCCAGGAGUGUGGGAGCUGGUUGCCUUGUGAACCUUGCCUCUGCUCCCCCUGGAUCCUAGGGCGCUUUGCCUUGCGCCAUGGAUCUGCCUUUCCUGGGCUGAGAGUGAGUCCCUGCAGCCUCUCCUGGAUGCCAAGCCCUGGCCCUGGAUCCCAGCUGACGGUGCCUCUGGAGGGGCCAGGACACCUCAGGGUGGCCCGGCAUUCUCUGGCCUCAACUUGCUGUGUCCCCCACGGUGGCCCUGAUGCUGCCUGUCCAGGGGCUCUGAGGACAGUGGUGGUGAGAUGGAAACUGGGAUUUGGUUGCUUUGGAAUGCUGGGCAUCUUAAAGAAUUAAAGCUAUUUUGAGUAAUAAGUUCACUCAUCUGAAGACCAAGGCAAAACAACAUUGGGUUUGCUGUGAGCAGUCUUGCUCAGGCUCUAAGCCACUCCACAGGGUCACUGCCCACUUCCCCUGGAGGGGUGGGCAGGGGUGGGGCUCCAGCAUGCCCUCUAGCUUUGCUUCUUGGUGCUCUUCUUCCAUAGCAGUUGGAGGUCAGACUACCUAGUUUUCCUCUAUACUAACUUCAGAGGCCUCCCUCCCCAGGCUAAGUGCCAUUGUUUGUAUUUUUAAUUAAUAGCUUUAUUGACAUGCUAUCUACGUACCAUACAGUUAACCCGUUUAAAGUUCAUGGUUCUGUGAUUUUUAGUACAUGCACAGUUGUGCACCACAGUCAACUGUGGAACAUUCCAUCACCCUAAAAAAAAGCCCCAUCCUGUUAGCAGUCACCCCAGCCCAACUACCACUAACUCUGUCAAUCUGCCUGUUCUGGACCUUUCCCAUCAGUGGAAUCACACCCUGUAUGUCCUUCUGUGUCUGCUUCUCUCCUGAGUAUCGUGUUCUCAGGGUCUGUCCACAUGGUAGCGAAUGUCAGGGCUUCUCUCCUCUUCCUGGCUGAGGGACACUCCUGUGUGUGGAGGGACACUGUGUUUCUUCUUCAUCUGAUGGACCCGCGUUAUUUCUAUGGUGAGUAGUGUUGCUGGGAGCGUCCAGGUACACAUUGCUGUGGUUGUAUUUAUUUUUCUGGGUGUGGUGUGUACCUUGGAGUAGAAAUUAGUCUUGACAGAAGCUCUGGUCACUCUUUGGAGAAGCUGUCAGACUCUUCCCUGUGGCUGCCCUGUUUCUCAUUCCGGAGCCCCAUAUAGAGGUCCCAGGGUCUCCACCUCCUUGCCAGCACUGGUUCUUAUGGCCUGGGGGGCGGGGAGGGGGUACAGGGUGGCCAGUGGUGGCGCUGUGGUUCCAGUUCCCUUGCCAGGUGCUGGUGGUAGUGAGCAUGGGGCUUGCCAGCUGCCUGUGGGUUACCUCAGAUAUGUGUCUGUGCGCAGGUCCUUUGCCUCAUGUGUAACUGGGUUAUUUGUCUUCCAUUACUGAGUUUUAGGGGUUCUUUAUACAUCCUAGGCACAAAUUACAAAACAGUUUUCCAUGUUUUGUAUUUCUUAGGUGUCCCCAUGUAGUGUUUUUCUGACUGCCUUGGGUCUUAGUUGCAGCAUGUGUGGGAUGUUAGUUCCCCAACCAGGGAUCAAACCACCGCCUGCUGUGCUGGCAGGUGGAUUCUCAACCACGACCCCAGGGACAUCCAUCCCCCUGCAGUCUUUAUUUGUGGGUCUCAAAUUCUGGGUUUACUCCUGGGCAUCGUGUGACCUGGGGUGAUCACUUUCCCACAGACAGAUGGUGCUCUUGACGCUGUUUAUUGAGGAAUAGUGCUGCCCUGAGUUUCCACUCUCUUGUAGUGAAUGCAUAGACCCACGUGAGUCUGUGUUGAGGUCCUCUUUUCAUUGAUAAAUUUAGGUGGGUUUUUUUUUUUUUAUUUUAAAUUGGAGGAUGAUUGCUUUACAAUACUGUGUUGGUUUCUGCCACACAUCAACAUGAAUCCGCCGUAGGUAUAUAUAUGCCCCUCCCUCUGGAACAUCCCUCCCCAAAACUUAGGUUUUAAAAUCAUAAUUUUACAGUACAUCUUAACAGGCAAACAGGUCUCCCCUUUCUCCAAAACAGACAUACGUUGUUUUCCAAAACUGUCUCAGCCAGAAUAAGCCAGAUGUAGAGAGAAAAAUUCUGAUUCCAUUUACCUGGAAUCUUAAAGGAGUCAGGUCCACAGAGACAGAAGUAGAUGGUGCUGGGGGGUCAGGGACUGGGAGGAGAGAGGGAGUUGGUGUUUCCUGGGGACCAGAGUUUCAGUUUGGGAAGAUGAGAAUGUUCUGGAGAUGAUGGUGGGGAUGGUUGCACAACUGUGUGAAUGUGCUGUGCUUGUGAACUAUGCAAGUUAAAAUGGUAGAAACAGUAAACAUGUAGUUUACAGUC
This is a messenger RNA of Odocoileus virginianus texanus, 4091 nucleotides long. NCBI's taxonomy places the organism in Eukaryota, Metazoa, Chordata, Mammalia, Artiodactyla, Cervidae. The record is from RefSeq and is a predicted model, not a curated record.